AUGACUAAGCCUUCCGAACUGGCCCGCUGCCUUGUAAACAUUUGCGAUAUCAGUGAUCUUGGAGGAAAGGAAUCCAACAUACUCACUCAGGAUGAAAAAAUUUCCGAAAAAUGGAUUGCCAUCGGAAGUGGGCUCACUCCAAUUGAUUGCUACAUUGAACUGUUCCUAAUGCAAAUGUUACUCAACGAAAAAAGUAAAUGCACCAUCACCACGGCGAGUGGCCAGCAAAUCAGUUGUGUUCUUAAAUUAUUAAGAAUUGAAAAUUCCGAUCUUUUUUUCACUAAAUCCCCUGGAGAAAUGCUAGCCCUGGCAAAAAACUACAAAGAUAACGGCGUAAAAAUGUUCCCCAAAUAUCCAUUGUACGCACAUAGAUACUUUAACCGUGCCGCUAAAUGUCUGCUCUGCUGUGCUCCGCUGGAAGAUCUGGACCCCGCACAGGAAGGAGUAGACACUAUCAGUGAAAUGCAAACAUUGCUGGAGGUCCUGUACCUCAACAUUUCCGCUUGCCUUCUUAAGCAAAACCGCUACGAAGAAGUGCUCCAUAUUCUAGAGUAUGUUGACCGUCAGGAAAAACCCUCGGAGAAAGCAGUCUACCGGAAAGCACUUGCACAGUUUCACGUGAAGCAGUUUCCGGAAGCAAUCAAAACCUUGGAAAAAAUUGAUUACAUCUCUAGCAAGGAUUGUGUGGUGUUGCACCAACAGAUCAAGAGUAGCUGGCAACAGGAGGAUAACAAAUACAACUGUAUGGUUAAGAAAAUGUUCGGUUAA
Ochlerotatus camptorhynchus is the source of this 768-nucleotide messenger RNA. It is a transcript of the gene Bdbt, whose product is annotated as Bride of doubletime. Gene Ontology annotation, molecular function: protein binding. The record is from RefSeq and is a predicted model, not a curated record. NCBI's taxonomy places the organism in Eukaryota, Metazoa, Arthropoda, Insecta, Diptera, Culicidae. The coding region runs from base 1 to 768 and encodes 255 amino acids. The transcript has a single exon.